Molecule: messenger RNA, 1021 nt
Organism: Hermetia illucens (black soldier fly)
Lineage: Eukaryota; Metazoa; Arthropoda; Insecta; Diptera; Stratiomyidae
Product: INO80 complex subunit B
Exons: 2
Coding region: 71-958 (295 amino acids)
Biological process (GO): chromatin remodeling
Cellular component (GO): Ino80 complex
Source: RefSeq, a predicted model, not a curated record
CGAGAAUCGUUUUAGAUUCAGAUUUUCAUGUUUGCGGAAUGACAUGUUUCCCUGUCAAAGAACGUAAACAAUGGGGAAGCGGCAUGAGCAUGACUCUGGCACUGGCCAUCAUCAUUCGUCCUCAUCGAAACGCCAUAAGAAACACAAGAAGCAUAAGAAGAAAAAACUCGACUAUGACUCCGACGUGCAAGUCGAUGUUGUCAGCGACGUCCCAAUCACCCCGAUCCGAGGUGAAGUCCAACCAGCGGAUUCCUUUCCCACCGCCGAGAAACUUAAGGCCCAGUCGUCCGGCUCAAAAAACACCCCACCAUCUGCGAAGUCCCAAAAGCGCAAAAAAGGCAAAGGUAAGGAGAGCGAAACGUCCAGCGACGAGGAAAGAUGGCUCGACGCAAUCGAGUCUGGAAAAUUGGAGGAAGUUGACGAUGAGCUGAAGAAAAUCAAGGAUCCAAAACUGAUGACUGCUCGGCAACGAGCUAUGUACGAGCGAGGUACUGACAAGGAGCCAAGUCCUGGCGGGGAGCUGCUCAUGUCGCUGCCAACUGGCUACAAGGAGAAAGUUCUGACCGCGGAAGCCAUCCAAAAGGCUCAAAUCAAAUCGCAGAAGAGGAAACAACUGGCUGACGAGAAGCGGGAGAAGGACAAGAAGAAGACUAUGGAGCGGCUGUUGAAGAAGCAGGAAUCAAAGGCCGCGAAGCAGACGAAGAAUAAAAUGGUGAAAGCAGCGCAGCCGGUGAUUUCUUAUCGGGACACGGUGGAUGGUGCGACGGUGUCCUUACCGCCCGGGGUGGAUUUCCCGAUUGCUCCCCAGAUUGCUUAUGAUCCGCCCAAGCCGAUUUUGUGUUCGAUCCCGGGAUGCUUCAAUAUCAAGCGGUACAACUGCUCCAAGACCAAUGUCCCGCUUUGCAGUUUCAAGUGCUACCGACAGAAUGUUGCUGCGCUCAAGAAUAUUAUUUGCUAGAAGUAAGGAUAAGGUGAGAAUGUUUGUGUGUAGAAUGUUGAAUAAAAUCUUGCUAUUUAAGUA